ACUUCUGAUUUUGUUUUUCUUGAGCGAGGAUCUAAACGAACCAACGAACUUUUCCCCCUCUCGCCGCUUCCAAUCAGGCGGAGAAACGCGAAUAGACAGAUGGAUUUGUUUCCGGCGGAGACGUCGCAGUUGCCGAAGAAGCACAGAUUCCGUUCGCUGAAGCUCGUCAACGUCGACAUGGACCAAAUCCUGGAGGAAAACCCCUACGGUGCCGACUAUGGCCGCCUCGACAAUGGCCUCUUCUACUACGUUCGCCGCAACUCCAAGCCGAAAAUGCGCGCUGCUCUGGCGCUCGCCGUCAAGGCCGGCUCAGUUUUGGAAGAGGAAGAGGAGAGGGGAGUGGCUCACAUAGUGGAACACCUGGCUUUCAGCGCUACUAAGAACUACACGAAUCACGAUAUCGUGAAGUUUCUGGAAAGCAUUGGAGCUGAGUUCGGUGCUUGUCAAAAUGCGGUCACGUCGGCGGACGAGACCGUCUACGAGCUGCUUGUGCCCGUGGAUAAGCCUGAGUUGUUGUCGCGAGCUAUCUCGGUAUUGGCCGAGUUCAGCACUGAGAUUAGGGUUUCGAAGGAGGACUUGGAGAAGGAGAGAGGAGCGGUGAUGGAGGAGUACAGAGGGAGCAGGAAUGCUAGUGGAAGAAUGCAGGAUGCACAUUGGAUGCUGAUGAUGGAAGGCUCAAAGUAUGCUGAGAGAUUGCCAAUUGGGUUAGAGAAGGUGAUUCGAUCAGCUUCCCCUGAUACCGUACGGGAAUUUUACACAAAGUGGUACCAUCUGCAAAAUAUGGCUGUUGUUGCUGUCGGGGACUUUUCUGAUACCAAGAGUGUUGUGGAGUUGAUAAAGACACAUUUUGGCCCAAAGUUUUCACGGUCUGAGCCUCCAGAGUUACCAAUAUUUGAAGUCCCAUCCCACGAGGAGCCACGAUUCUCAUGUUUUGUUGAAUCAGAGUCAGCUGGGUCUGCAGUGAUGAUUAGCUAUAAGAUGCCAGUUGAUGAACUGAAGACGGUGAAGGACUACAGGGAUAUGCUCACAGAGUACAUGUUUCUCUAUGCUCUAAACCAGAGAUUCUUUAAAUUGUCUCGUAGAAACGAUCCACCCUAUUUCUCAUGCUCAGCCGCCGCAGAUGCACUAGUUUGUCCAUUGAAGACUUGUAUAAUGACUUCUGCUUGCAAGGAGAAAGGCACAUUGGAUGCCCUAGAAUCAAUGCUACUUGAGGUUGCCCGGGUCCGUUUACAUGGAUUUUCAGAACGUGAAAUUUGUAUUGUUAGAGCUUUAAUGAUGGCAGAGAUCGAAUCUGCCUAUCUGGAGCGUGAUCAGAUGCAAUCAACCAACUUGAGAGACGAGUAUUUGCAACAUUUUCUUCGAGGUGAGCCAGUUGUUGGGAUUGAAUAUGAAGCUCAACUUCAGAAAACCAUCCUUCCUCAGAUAUCAGCAGUUGAAGUGUCAAAUUAUGCAGAGAAGUUACAGACAUCUUGCAGUUGUGUCAUAAAGACAGUAGAACCCUGGGCUUCUGCAACAGUUGAUGACCUGAAAAGUGUCGUACGAAAAAUCAAUAAGCUUGAGCUAGAACAACACAUAACUCCUUGGAAUGAAGAGAAUAUUCCUGAAGAAAUUGUCAGUGUGAAGCCAACUCCUGGGCAAGUCAUUAAUCAGUUUGAGUACUCAAAUAUUGGAGCUACGGAGCUCGUACUGUCCAAUGGGAUGCGAGUUUGCUACAAGUGUACAGAUUUCCUUGAUGACCAGAUUCUUUUUACAGGGUUCUCAUAUGGAGGCCUCUCUGAAAUUCCCGAAAGUGAUUACUUUUCAUGUUCAAUGGGAUCAACCAUUGCUGGUGAAAUCGGCGUGUUUGGUUACAGACCUCCAAUGUUAAUGGAUAUGCUUGCUGGUAAGAGAGUUGAAGUGAGUACAAAGCUUGGAGCAUACAUGAGAAGUUUCUCGGGUGAUUGUUCUCCUGCAGAUUUGGAAACUGCUCUGCAGCUUGUCUAUCAACUAUUUAUGACAACAUUAACACCGGGAGAAGAAGAUGUUAAAAUUGUCAUGCAAAUGGCAGAGGAAGCUGUUCGUGCUCAGGAGAGGGAUCCAUAUACCGCAUUUUCAGAUCGAGUGAAAGAGAUUAACUAUGGCAACUCCUACUUUUUCAGACCCAUAAAGUUAGGUGAACUACAAAAAGUUGAUCCACUGAAAGCUUGUGAAUAUUUUAACAAGUGUUUCAAGGAUCCCUCGUCUUUCACUGUUGCAAUUGUUGGGAAUCUUGACCCUUCUGUUGCAGUUCCUCUGAUUUUGCAGUAUCUGGGUGGUAUACCAAUGCCUCCACAACCAAUGCUCCACUAUAGCAGGGAUGACCUCAAAGGCUUGCCUUUCACAUUUCCAACUAGCAUAAUCAGGGAAGUGGUUCGGAGCCCCAUGGUGGAAGCACAAUGCUCUGUUCAGUUGAGCUUUCCUGUGGUGCUGAAGAAUGGAUCCUUGGUAGAAGAGGUACACUCUGUUGGCUUCUUGAGUAAGCUUCUCGAAACAAAAAUUUUGCAGGUUCUUCGUUUCAAGCACGGCCAGAUAUAUUCUGCUGGUGUCUCGGUGUUCCUUGGUGGUAAUAGACCUUCAAGAACCAGCGAUAUACGUGGUGACAUCAGCAUCAAUUUUUCUUGUGAUCCGGGAAGCUCCUCAAAGUUGGUGGAUCUUGCUUUGGAUGAAAUACUGCGCCUUCAAGAAGAAGGGCCCUUGGAUGAAGAUGUUUCGACAGUACUUGAGCUUGAGCAGAGGGCACAUGAAAAUGGAUUGCAGGAGAACUACUAUUGGCUGGAACGAAUUUUACGUAGCUACCAGUCAAGGAUAUAUACUGGUGACAUUGGUGCUUCUUUUGAGAUUCAAGAUGAAGGUCGUUGUAAAGUCCGAGAACUACUCGCGCCUUCAUCAGCACGAUCAACACUGCAGAGGAUUUUGCCCUACCCUUGCAAGAAGCAGUAUACAGCAGUGAUUCUGAUGCCCCAGACAUCUCGGUUUCAGUUGUUGAGGUCCUUAUUCCGGUCUACCACUCGUCCCAGUUAUUCCAGAGACGCCAAGAUCAUAGCCACCAUUGCUGGUCUGACUGUAUUAGGUGUGAGUUUCUGGAGAUAUUCGAGGAGCACCUUGAGAUCUUAAAACACAUCUGUUUUUCUUUCUACACUUCAGAUGAUUGAUAAAUACAGAUUAGUAGUAGCUAAUCUUGCUAAGGGAAUUAUAACUCUGGAAGAGGCAAGUAAGACAAGGCGGAUAUAAUACUCAAAUCAUCAACUGGUGAGCGAAGUAGGAAGAGAAGCAGCUGGCGGUAUUCAUCAUUUUGUAUAUACAUUUUGGUUGUGUACCGCCGUAGCAUAAUUACCUGGUUCAACUCUUCGAUUCUCCAUGUUACCUUCCCUUGUAUUACUGCUCUAUAACAAACCUAGUUAUUGUUUUCAUUAGGCCGUCUGAGUUGGUGCAUCUAUGUUGUUAAUCAGCUUCGGCUUCGCACUCUUGAGUGAAACUAUCAAUGUUUGCUAGACCUCGCCUCCAAUCGUUCGUAGCUGAACGACUUCUUUUGUAUUCUCGAUAAGAAAAUUAUAUUUAUACAGACUACCGAUAAUGCAAUGUCAGAC
This is a messenger RNA of Linum tenue, 3605 nucleotides long. Lineage: Eukaryota; Viridiplantae; Streptophyta; Magnoliopsida; Malpighiales; Linaceae. The record is from the annotation of a GenBank genome assembly.